Messenger RNA from Microthlaspi erraticum, 2142 nucleotides. Lineage: Eukaryota; Viridiplantae; Streptophyta; Magnoliopsida; Brassicales; Brassicaceae. The record is from the annotation of a GenBank genome assembly.
AUGUUGAUGCUCACUAGCAAUUCCUUUAAUUUACCUGUUCCUCAACCACCUGGAUUCUUGCUUCCACACAAUCAUGGCGUCGAGUCAAGCGAAUGUCCAAUGAGGAAUCAAUCGACGGAUUGGAUUUCUGAUUCAGUGGCGAUUUUGGGUUAUGCAAAGUUCACGACUUUCCGAUUUCGAGGCUUUGGUGUUGUCUCUGCACAACCAUGCGUGAACAAUGCGUUUUUCAGACCCAAUAGUACUUACGACACGAACCGCGGCCAUAUCCUCUCUUCUCUUGCUUCAAACGCCACGGCUCAAAACGGCUUCUACAAUGGUUCCGUUGGCCAAGGACUUGAUCGAGUGUAUGGAGUUGGGAUGUGUAUUCCAGGUGCUGAACCAAAGCUCUGCUCAGAGUGUAUCCAGGAGGCGUCUGACGGGUUACUACAGAGCUGUCCUAACCAAACAGAAGCCUAUACCUGGUCUGGUGGAGGUAAAACUCUUUGUAUGGCAAGUUACUCCAACCGUUCGUUAUCUGGCUCACUUGAUAUGGACCCUCCUUCUUUGGGGUACAAUACUGGCGAUAUUAAAACUAACUCAACAGAGUUUGAUAGAAGAUGGGAAGAGUUAAUGCAGAGAAUGAUAACCAAGGCUUCCACUGGCAAAGACGCAUCGUUGUCUGAUCGUAAGUACUAUGCAGCCGACGUAGCAGCCUUGACAGCUUUCCAGAAUAUCUACGCGUUAAUGCAAUGUACGCCGGAUUUAUCUUCGAGGGACUGUAAAACCUGUCUAGGGACAAGUGUUGGUGACUAUGAGAGCUGCUGCCAUGGGAGGCAAGGUGGCUAUGUGUUUAGGCCGAGCUGUAUUUUCCGGUGGGAUUUGUAUCCGUUUAACGGGGCUUUCGAUCAUAUUACAUCGGCAGUGCCACCGGCAUCUCCUCCAGCUUCUUUGAAAUCCAACGCAACCAUCAUAAACCAGAAAGAUAGCAAAACAAUCUCAAAAGGAGUCAUCGUGGCAAUUGUUGUUUCAGCUGUAAUUGUCUUAUUGGUACUUGCUUCUCUAGGACUUGCUGUUUGCAGGAGGAGGAAGUCAUACCAGUCACUUGAUCAUCAGUCUGCCAUUGAUAUUAGGACUACUCAGUCACUGCAAUAUGAUCUUAAGACAAUAGAAGCUGCAACAAAUAAGUUUUCAGGGAGCAACAAGAUCGGUCAGGGUGGAUUUGGAGAAGUUUUCAAGGGCGUGCUUCCAGACGGGACAGAAGUCGCUGUGAAAAGGCUGUCAAAAACAACGAGUCAAGGCGCACGAGAGUUCAAGAACGAGGCUGUUCUGGUGGCGAAGCUUCAGCACAGGAAUCUGGUUAGGCUUCUCGGAUUUUGUGUAGAAGGUGAAGAGAAGAUACUCGUCUACGAAUUUGUGCCCAACAAAAGCCUUGAUUACUUCCUUUUUGACCCUUCAAAACAAUGCGAACUGGACUGGACAACACGUUACAACAUCAUUGGAGGGAUUGCUAGAGGGAUUCUAUAUCUUCAUCAAGAUUCACGGCUCACAAUCAUACACCGUGACCUCAAAGCGAGUAACAUUCUCUUAGAUGCUGAUAUGAGCCCAAAAGUUGCAGACUUUGGAAUUGCAAGGAUUUUUGGGAUGGACGAAACUCAAGCUGAGACAAGCAGAAUUGUUGGAACCUAUGGUUAUAUGUCUCCGGAGUAUGCAAUGAAGGGUCAUUUCUCUGUGAAGUCUGAUGUCUACAGCUUUGGAGUCUUAAUUCUUGAGAUUAUAACCGGCAAGAGAAACAGUAGCAUGGACCAAACGGACGGCAAUGCUUGCAACUUGGUCACUUAUGCCUGGAGGCUUUGGAGAGAGGGUUCACCAUUAGAGCUUGUGGAUCCAGCCAUUGGAGAGAACUAUCAUAGCAAUGAAGCAACAAGAUGCAUCCAUAUUGCGUUGUUAUGUGUUCAACAAGAUCCUGCAGAUCGUCCGACAUUGGCUUCAAUCAUCUUGAUGCUCACUAGUGACACAAUUACUCUACCGGUGCCUCGACAACCUGGAUUUUUCUUCCAGAGUAUACUUGAUCAAGACUUUGUAGCCGAGAGGAGUCAAUCUACAGGAAGGUCGAUUCCUUAUUCUGUUAAUGACGUGUCGAUUACUGAUUUAGAGCCUCGUUGA